This is a messenger RNA of Numida meleagris (helmeted guineafowl), 1241 nucleotides long. RefSeq names its product transmembrane protein 14C-like. Lineage: Eukaryota; Metazoa; Chordata; Aves; Galliformes; Numididae. The transcript is spliced from 4 exons. The record is from RefSeq and is a predicted model, not a curated record. Gene Ontology annotation, cellular component: mitochondrial membrane. The coding region runs from base 110 to 430 and encodes 106 amino acids. Gene Ontology annotation, biological process: regulation of heme biosynthetic process.
GGAACUGCGGGUAAGCUUCGCUCCGCCCCCGCGGCACGCCGGGAAGCGCGGCGGCAAGGUCAGAGCGGGCCGCUCGCCGGCGGCCGGCAGAAGGGCGGAGGCGCCGCAGAUGGAGUACGACUGGGUCGGCUUCGGGUACGCGGCGCUGGUGGCCUCCGGGGGCAUCAUCGGCUACGCCAGGGCAGGCAGCGUCCCGUCCCUUGCUGCCGGCCUUCUCUUUGGUGGCCUGGCAGGGCUGGGUGCCUACCAGCAGUCUAAAGACCCAAAGAAUGUGUGGCUUUCUCUCGUGGCGUCUGGAACCUUGUCUGCUGUCAUGGGGAUGAGAUUUUACAACUCCAGAAAAGCAAUGCCUGGGCUCAUUGCUGGUGCGAGUUUACUGAUGGUUGGACGACUUGGGCUGCAGAUCAUGGAAAAGCCACUUGAGCCAUAAGUGUACAUCAAGCCUCUUGAAGAUACAUGAUUAAGAAGCCUGAAAAUGCCACUGCCUGAAUGCACUAUACAAAAAAUGUAACAGACGCUGCUGCCUGUGCACUGUUUUUCAUAUCCUUAUGCCUAUGGGUUAUGUCUUUAAAUGAGAGAAAUUGAGAGCCCUUAUUAUGUCUUCUGAAGUGGUAUGUCUCAACAGCUGCACUGUGAAGCAGGAAAAUGAGUAUAGUAUUAGUUCAGCUUCUGGUCCUGCAGUUUACUGUAAGCAAGGGCCUCUUAACCCUUGCGUGCAGACAGUUGCAGGAAUGAAGCUUAAAUAUAUAUAUAUGGACUUGUCCUUCUAAAACCCGUUAGACUGCGGAAACAACGGGAUACAAGUUGGACUAGAUGAUCUUGGAGGUCUUUACCAACAUAAGUGAUCCUAAAUUGUCAAUUUAUCAUUAGUAUUUCCUUUAACAAAUGUGUUUUUUCUGUCAACUUUUCCUUCCCACUUCCCUGCUGCCUUAUCUGGUCAUCACGUUUGUCAAUCAGGGACUUUGUUCUGCUAGCACCGUUUUAGAACCUCGGCCUAAAAACACAAUCCUGGAGCAGGGGGUUGAGUUUCUACUGUAAUGCAAUGAAAGUAAAUCUAUUACUUAAAAUUAUUUAUAAGGAAAAGUGCCCAACUAAAUGUAAUUAAUUUCACUUUUAUGGACUAUUAUUUGUAAUAAAAAUAUGCUUCAUUAGGUAAUGCUGAAUUGCAGUCAUAGCAUUUGUGUUUAAUGAGAAUUAAAAUGUUACUUUAAAUAAACCAGCCAACAAAUUAUUAUUACAAA